UAUUCAAACAUUAUCCUCUCCCUCUCUCCUCUCUCUAUAUAUAUUUAUUCAUACAUAUUGUGUCUCUCUUCACAAGAGUAUCGAUUUAUCUCUCUCACCCUACAGUCUCUCUCCCCUCUCUCUGUAUGUAAGACCCCAACCUGCAUUUCUCUCUCCUAAAACUAAAAACUAAACCCCAAAAAACACUGCAAAUGAAUCCAGAAUCCGAGCAAAUCCACCAUGAAAACUCCACCCCUGAAGAAACCCUAACUCACAGCAGGUUCACAGGAGGCACAGAGAACAGUUGGUGCAGAGCAGUAAUGGGAGGAACAGGGAUUACAGUCCUCUCUCUUCUUCUCUCUAAACCUAUGGACCCGACCAUUAUACAAGAAACCCUGCAAACGAUCAUGACCCAAAGCCCUCUUCUUCGACACAAGUUAGUAUGGGAGAGCAACUCCAAAAACCCAUCGUUUUCUCUCUCUUCAAACCCAUCUCCCAAUUUCGAAAUCAUCGAUACUUCUCCGACUCUGAAGCUCUUAGGAGUGCUUUCAGACCAAACGCAUUUGGGGAAUUUCAUUGGAGAUGCAUUUCACUGUCUUUUGGAGCAUGAAUUGAACAGAAACUCAUGGUGUGAUGGGUUAAAUGAAAAACCAAUGAAUAUGUUCUUUGUUACUCUGUAUUUUCUUGGUGGCUCUCACUCCAUUCUCUCUCUAAGAUUGCACACUGCAAUUUGUGACAGAGCAUCAGCUGUUUGUAUACUUAGAAAGAUUUUGAGAUUGGUUUAUGAGAGAGAAAGUGGGGUUAUUGGAGCUUCUGAAACAGGGGAUGUAGUUCAUGAAGGGAUAGAGGAUUUGAUUCCAAAAGGGAAAGCUGAUAAACCAUUUUGGGCUCAUGGUAUUGAUCUUUUGGGUUAUUCAUUGGGAUCAAAGAGAUUAACAAAUAUACAGUUUCAGGAAACCAAAUUGCCUCGUAGUUCUCAGAUGAUCAGAUUGCAGAUGGGUUAUGAAGAAACAGGGCGUCUUUUGGCUGAAUGUAGAAGAAAGGGAGUGAAGCUUUGUGGAGCCAUAGCUGCAGCUGGUUUGAUGGCGGUUUCUCUCUCUAAACAGCUUCACAAUCAGUGUGAGAAUUAUGCUAUUGUUACUCUGAUUGAUUGCAGAAAGAUGCUGGAACCUGCUCUACAUGAUGACAAUCUCGGAUUCUAUCACUCUGCGAUCAUGAACACAAUCUCCAUAAAUGGCGAAGAAGAUCUAUGGCAACUUGCUAAUCGAUUCAAGGAGGCACUAAAUGGCACGAUUUCGCGUAAUAAGCAUUUUACAGAUAUGUCUGAUGUUAACUAUCUCAUGUGUAAGGCAAUCUCAUGUCCUGCUUUCACUCCCUAUUCUUCUUUGAGGACCUCUUUCAUGGUUGUGUUUGAAGACACAUUGAUGGAUGAUACACAAGAUCUGCAGGAGGAAUUAGGGGUGCUAGACUAUGUUGGUUGCUCUUCUGUUCAUGGAGUGGGGCCAUCCAUUGCUGUUUUCGACACGGUAAGAAAUGGCCAACUCGAUUGUGCUUGCGUUUAUCCUUCGCCUCUUCAUUCAAGAAAGCAGAUGCACGGAUUGAUCGAAAACAUGAAGAACAUCCUUACUGGUGCCAGUGGUUGAUCUUACCUCCAUGUUAAUUUCUUUAUCUAGAAUCCUUUGCUCUUUCUUUUUCAUCCACCCGUCUUUGAUUCUCUUUCUGAUGUUUUUAUUACUGUUGCUCUUGUGGUUCCAUGAAGAGUGAGCAACAGCUAUCCGAAACUGAGAGUCAUUAUGAUCAUUAACAUGGUUAAGAGCCAUGUAGAUCCAUUAACAUAGUUGAGAGAUAUAAAUCUCUAGAUUUUCAA
This is a messenger RNA of Amborella trichopoda, 1846 nucleotides long. Its product is annotated as GATA zinc finger protein. Lineage: Eukaryota; Viridiplantae; Streptophyta; Magnoliopsida; Amborellales; Amborellaceae. The record is from RefSeq and is a predicted model, not a curated record.